Molecule: messenger RNA, 523 nt
Organism: Rhagoletis zephyria (snowberry fruit fly)
Lineage: Eukaryota; Metazoa; Arthropoda; Insecta; Diptera; Tephritidae
Product: transmembrane protein 43 homolog
Source: RefSeq, a predicted model, not a curated record
UGUUCUGCUCGUAUACAGCGGUGAACUCGGUCUAGGUGAGGUAUUUAAGUUGGAGCAUCAUGCCCAACGACUAACAACAUGGGGCUAUCGCUUUAUGGGUUGGAUACUUGUUUUCUUCGGUGUAACUUGCACAUCUACACUUUUACAUAUUAUUCUAAGUCAUAUUAAUUUUCUCGCCGCAUUGGCGCCGGAUCCACUCUUUCCCGUUGGCGCCAACCUAUUUCUGUCACUUUCAAUCGCCUUGAUCAUUGCUUCCAUCGCUUGGAUAUUGCAUCGGCCAAUGAUUGGAGCUAGUUUAUUAUUUGCUGCCGCCUCACCUUUUGUGUGGUGUGCUCGUAGUGUAGCAAAUUACCAACCCAUGAACUAAAAGUUUUGAUUUAGUUAUUAAAGUUGAGCAACUGUCACAUUUUCAUACUAGUCAUUAGAAUAGAUGAAUAUUAGUUAAAAGCAAUAAUUUGUGUUAUUUAUACAGACUAUGUGCAUACAAACAUACAUAUAUGUAUAAUACUUACGGUGACCAUUC